AUGGAAGUCAGGACAUACCGAAAACAUAUUAAGGAAACAACAGAGAACACAAUGUCAACAAACUGCAACAACUGGCGAGGUAUCACAGAUAGGGGCGUCAAUAUAAAACCUCCAAAGAUUGGAGAAAUAACAGACUGUAACAACUGGCGAGGUAUCACAGAUAGGGGCGUCAAUAUAAAACCUCCAAAGAUUGGAGAAAUAACAGACUGCAACAACUGGCGAGGUAUCACAGAUAGGGGCGUCAAUAUAAAACCUCCAAAGAUUGGAGAAAUAACAGACUGCAACAACUGGCGAGGUAUCACAGAUAGGGGCGUCAAUAUAAAACCUCCAAAGAUUGGAGAAAUAACAGACUGCAACAACUGGCGAGGUAUCACAGAUAGGGGCGUCAAUAUAAAACCUCCAAAGAUUGGAGAAAUAACAGACUGCAACAACUGGCGAGGUAUCACAGAUAGGGGCGUCAAUAUAAAACCUCCAAAGAUUGGAGAAAUAACAGACUGCAACAACUGGCGAGGUAUCACAGAUAGGGGCGUCAAUAUAAAACCUCCAAAGAUUGGAGAAAUAACAGACUGCAACAACUGGCGAGGUAUCACAGAUAGGGGCGUCAAUAUAAAACCUCCAAAGAUUGGAGAAAUAACAGACUGCAACAACUGGCGAGGUAUCACAGAUAGGGGCGUCAAUAUAAAACCUCCAAAGAUUGGAGAAAUAACAGACUGCAACAACUGGCGAGGUAUCACAGAUAGGGGCGUCAAUAUAAAACCUCCAAAGAUUGGAGAAAUAACAGACUGCAACAACUGGCGAGGUAUCACAGAUAGGGGCGUCAAUAUAAAACCUCCAAAGAUUGGAGAAAUAACAGACUGCAACAACUGGCGAGGUAUCACAGAUAGGGGCGUCAAUAUAAAACCUCCAAAGAUUGGAGAAAUAACAGACUGCAACAACUGGCGAGGUAUCACAGAUAGGGGCGUCAAUAUAAAACCUCCAAAGAUUGGAGAAAUAACAGACUGCAACAACUGGCGAGGUAUCACAGAUAGGGGCGUCAAUAUAAAACCUCCAAAGAUUGGAGAAAUAACAGACUGCAACAACUGGCGAGGUAUCACAGAUAGGGGCGUCAAUAUAAAACCUCCAAAGAUUGGAGAAAUAACAGACUGCAACAACUGGCGAGGUAUCACAGAUAGGGGCGUCAAUAUAAAACCUCCAAAGAUUGGAGAAAUAACAGACUGCAACAACUGGCGAGGUAUCACAGAUAGGGGCGUCAAUAUAAAACCUCCAAAGAUUGGAGAAAUAACAGACUGCAACAACUGGCGAGGUAUCACAGAUAGGGGCGUCAAUAUAAAACCUCCAAAGAUUGGAGAAAUAACAGACUGCAACAACUGGCGAGGUAUCACAGAUAGGGGCGUCAAUAUAAAACCUCCAAAGAUUGGAGAAAUAACAGACUGCAACAACUGGCGAGGUAUCACAGAUAGGGGCGUCAAUAUAAAACCUCCAAAGAUUGGAGAAAUAACAGACUGCAACAACUGGCGAGGUAUCACAGAUAGGGGCGUCAAUAUAAAACCUCCAAAGAUUGGAGAAAUAACAGACUGCAACAACUGGCGAGGUAUCACAGAUAGGGGCGUCAAUAUAAAACCUCCAAAGAUUGGAGAAAUAACAGACUGCAACAACUGGCGAGGUAUCACAGAUAGGGGCGUCAAUAUAAAACCUCCAAAGAUUGGAGACAUAACAGACUGUAACAACUGGCGAGGUAUCACAGAUAGGGGCGUCAAUAUAAAACCUCCAAAGAUUGGAGACAUAACAGACUGUAACAACUGGCGAGGUAUCACAGAUAGGGGCGUCAAUAUAAAACCUCCAAAGAUUGGAGACAUAACAGACUGCAACAACUGGCGAGGUAUCACAGAUAGGGGCGUCAAUAUAAAACCUCCAAAGAUUGGAGAAAUAACAGACUGCAACAACUGGCGAGGUACUACAGACAUGUACUGA
Mizuhopecten yessoensis (Yesso scallop) is the source of this 1971-nucleotide messenger RNA. RefSeq lists its product as uncharacterized. The record is from RefSeq and is a predicted model, not a curated record. Bases 1 to 1971 code for a protein of 656 amino acids. The transcript has 2 exons. NCBI's taxonomy places the organism in Eukaryota, Metazoa, Mollusca, Bivalvia, Pectinida, Pectinidae.